This is a messenger RNA of Sphenostylis stenocarpa, 1854 nucleotides long. The record is from the annotation of a GenBank genome assembly. NCBI's taxonomy places the organism in Eukaryota, Viridiplantae, Streptophyta, Magnoliopsida, Fabales, Fabaceae.
AUGAGAUUUGAAGAUGAAAUAGAAUGUAUAAACAAAAGAAGGAGUAGUAGAAUAAUUGCUUUAGAAGAGAAGAAACAACUACAAAGGGAAAGGGAGCUAGAAAUGGCAUUAGAGAGAAAGAAUGGUCCAAUCAACCAUGAUAUAAAAAACAAAGGAAAAGGCAAGACAACAAUGGAGAUAUGUGAUGAGUUGUGUAAUAUUAAUGAGGGUGAGGAGGGAACGUUCAAGAAGAGACACAAGAAUAAAGAACUUUAUCAACUUAUCUCUUCAAUCCAGGACCUGGAAGAGCUAUUUGCUGAACCAAUUAAUCCUGAUGUGGUGAAGAAUUACUAUGAAAUUAUCAAGCAACCAAUGGAUUUUGCUACCAUGAGAGCCAAACUUCAUGAGAACAUGUAUACAAACCUUGACCUCUUCAAGCAUGAUAUCCUUCUAUUAUGCUCAAAUGCAAAGAUUGUUAAUCCCAAAACCUCAAUAUAUCAUGAAGUGGCUGAAGACAUUAGUAGGAAUGCUAAGUGCAUUUUUGAGGCUCUAAGUGUUGUCUCUCACCAUAUCAACUUAGAAUUUUCCAAUUACAAGAGGCGCCCAGGUAGAAAGCCAAAAAAUGGGCAACAGAAAACCUCAGAGAGUGAUUCUCCCAAACUUGGUGGGAGACAAAAUGUUGCUUAUUUUAUGGAAGUUGAGAAGAGGGGCAUGUAUAAGCCUACAAGUAAUCUACUGGUUUCAGAAGUCCUGUGUGCUAAUAAGCCUAACUUUCAAGUGAAUGAAAAUCAAGUUAACUACAGAGAAAGUCUACUGCAGUUUGUGAAGCGCAUGGGACCAAUCGCUCAAACAGUGGCAGCCAAAAAAUUUGAACCACUUCAGCAUCAACAAUUUUGCAUUGGUAACACUUCAACCCAGAAUCUCCUCGGAAAUGCUUCUAGUUCACAAAUUAGUCAUCAACCAACUCCACAUAUACCAACACAACAAGAGAGUCUCAAUGCUCAGAAAAGACUUACUAUUCCUGAUUCUGCAACUCAAAAAAACAACAUUAUUGAUAAAACUAGGAACUUCAGAGGCAUCUCAAAGGGAAAAAUGGAUUCCUCUAUUGAGAAUGUGUCUUCUACAGUUGGAUCUAUUCAAGAGGAAAUUAAUCGUGUCCACUUAGGAGCUAACAAAACAAGCAACACCAGAGAGUGGAAUACCUCAACUGGUAUUCCAUACAUGUUAGCCAAUGGAAGCAGCACUAGCACCAACAAUGUGUUUGCCCCUCACCAUCCAACAAGCAUAAUCUCAAGGCCUCAACCAAGGUUAUCAAGAAAUAGAAGUAGUCUUUCAGGGCUACCACUCAUGCCGAGUUCAUGGUUAGAGGACACCAUGUCUUGCAUGAGAAACAACAUCAUUGAGUCAUCUCUUGUGCAUCAACCAUGGAAAACAAACGCUAUGUUUAGCAUGAUUCCCUCAAGGGUAACCCCUUGGUCUCAACCAAUGCAAGGAGGGUCGAUUUCAAGUAAGAACCUCUCACGGUUAACUAUUUUUUUACCUUCUAUAGCUUCCAACUUUUUUAAUGAUUCAAAUACUUCAUUGCAUGGUUUAGGCACCCCAUCUCAGCAAAUAAGCUUCCAAGCCUUGCUGAAUUCACCAGACUUCAAUAAUAGCAAUUACACAAUGCAGGCAAAUCUUGGACAGGUCACGCACCAAGCUGCACCAUACACUCCACUGGCAACUCAAGGGUUUCCAAACAUGCAAAUGCAGUUAAAGCAAGAAUCGAUUCCUCUACAGAUACCAAAUCCAUUAUCAUCAUCAUCUCUGCAACAGACUUCUCAUCUUCUUAAAGAUAAUAAAGAGAAACAACUUAACUUAGAUCUUCAUCUCUAA